Molecule: messenger RNA, 2036 nt
Organism: Pyricularia oryzae 70-15
Lineage: Eukaryota; Fungi; Ascomycota; Sordariomycetes; Magnaporthales; Pyriculariaceae
Exons: 2
Coding region: 125-1705 (526 amino acids)
Source: RefSeq, a predicted model, not a curated record
CAGCACCCACCACGCCAUUCGGGAACUCUUUGAGGUCGGUUUUGCUGCAGUCCGUUUCCCGCUCCUCAGUCGAAACCAACGUCUAUCUUGCGCCCCAGUUGCGCCUUGGCGGCCAUAAACGAACAUGUCCGUCUUCGGUCGGUUCAAGAAGGGCCGCCAGGCGGCCAAGGAACACAAGGCUGGGUUAGCUGAGAAGCAAAAGGCCGAGGAGCAAAAGCCGGCCUAUCGUCACGUUCCAACCCAUGCGGCUGUUGAUGCCCUGGCCGGGGCACCCUCGAGUUGGAGAGAUGACGACCGCGUCCGCAUCGUCGAGGAGAACCGCAGGCGGAGCGCCAUGACGGCGAGCGGCAUGGGUCACGACACCCCAGUACACGGCUUGGGACAAAAUCCGGUGCACACGGGAAUGACACGGACAAGCAGUACUCUCUCCCACGUCUCUUAUCCAUCCGUUUAUGCAAAUCCAGUUGUGCGCUUGCCGAGGGCUCACAGUUACAACGGGAGCAUACAUCCUCCAUGGGGCGAUCGCAGCGGUGAGCUCAUCUACUCGCCUCGAACAGAUGACUAUUUCAACCCAGGUGGAAACCUGCCAGUUGCAUAUACUGGCAAAGGGAAGGCUAUUGAGAGAGUCAUGGCAGGCAGCUCAGGUCGGGGCGGCCGAACUAACAGCAAAGCCCCCUCAGUCGUUGGCAGCUCCAGCGACUCCACAAGUUCAGACGAACUUGAAAUGAAAGCCACCCGCCGUCGUCAAGCCGUAUCCGAAUCGCAUUCAACUGGAAAUGACCUCAGCAGUCUUACGCCAAGCACGAGAGAUACAGACUCGGCUGCCAGUCUAGCCCAGAAGUCAGAGCCACAGCACAGGCAUCGACUACACCCGAGCAAGGGCCGAAAACAGGUGGACCCCUCAGCAAAUAUUAGAGAUCGGUAUUAUCCCCCUAGUGCGAGCCAACGCUUUCGAUCAACGGCCCACAGAUCGCCAAGCUCAUCAAUAUCAACUGUUUCCAAUAUCCCACCCGUGCCUUCGUUACCACCAAUGUGCCUAGCAACGCCGCCAGUACCCCAUUCCGCUGCUUCCUCGUCAUCCGGCUGGGCAUCAUCAACCUCUUCAGUUGCAACAUAUACUGGACCGAGCAGGCCAUCUGUGAGGGCCGAUGGCGAUGGAGAGUCGCCAACCUCCCCUAUCACCCCUAACAUCCUCGCUCCUGCGUCACCGGCGAUCCUUCGCCCUUCCUCAAAAGCCUCAGAGUUUGAUUUUAAUUUUUCCACUACAUAUACAAGCUCGGACUCUGAAUCCUCUCCGAAGCCAAGAGUAUUUUCUUUAUCAUCGACAAGAACAUUGGACGCGACGCCAAGCCCCACAGCUACAUCAGGCUCACAUCUACGGACUACGACCGAAUACCUUGCUUACAAACCGCCUGGUGUCAUUCGCUUCGAUUUUGAGCAGGAUAUGGCGCCAUCGAGGGUGGCUUACGACCGCGAGGAAGACCUGGCCAAAGCGAGCCCUACUCCCAGGGUUCUACCCGUAGAUUUCGAUGAGGCGGCCUUCUCUCAGAUGCCUCUGGAGGUGCCUGCCCCAAAACCACAACCACCGCCCUCCGCGCCACAAAAGGUCGGGAGGGGCAAAUUGACCAAGACGCCGCAGGUUGCAAAGCCUCCCAAGGCCUCUCGGCGGUGGUCCUUUAGCAAGUCUGGGCCACCUGUAGCCUGACAACCUUAGUUCAUACUUCUCGAUUUUUAUACAUAAGCUCGUUUAUGUUUGAAUUUCCAUGUUGGAGGGUAGGGAUGCACAUCGGUUAGCUGUUCUAUUUCUUUCAGUAGGGCUUGAUCACAGCAUUUUGUGCAGGUGACGGUAUUAGUUCCGCAUGCUCUUCUUUGACAGGAGACACUAUGGCGUUAAGAUAGUUGGCUGGUUUUUGUAAGGAGAAUAUGGGAACACCGAAUAUUCAUUGCCCCAGCGGCACAGAGGGGUAACUACCUAGGCGAUACCUAGUAGCAUUAGAGUAAAAUAUCGGAUUCAGAAUGCUUUGAAGAAUUGUGCC